AUUAUUAAUGGUUCUAAAAAUCUAAAAUCGGUGGCCAAGUUCAUACUCCAUCCCGCUUUGUCUCUGAAACCCUAGAAUCGGAGAAAUCGAAAUUUGAAUCCAGGUUGUUCAGAUCGUCUUCCGACCGACCAUGGGAAAUACUGAGAAGCUCUUGAAUCAGAUCAUGGAACUUAAAUUCACUGCCAAAUCUCUCCAACGCCAAGCCAGGAAGUGCGAGAAGGAGGAGAAAUCUGAGAAGCUCAAAAUCAAGAAGGCCAUGGAGAAAGGCAACGUCGACGGCGCCAGAAUCUACGCUGAGAACGCCAUCCGGAAGCGCACUGAGCAGAUGAAUUAUCUCCGCCUCUCCUCUCGCCUUGACGCCGUCGUUGCUCGCCUCGACACCCAGGCAAAGAUGACCACCAUCAACAAGUCCAUGGGAAACAUCGUCAAAUCUCUCGAAUCUACCCUCGCCACUGGAAACCUUCAGAAGAUGUCCGAGACCAUGGACCAGUUCGAGAAGCAGUUUGUCAACAUGGAGGUCCAGGCCGAGUUCAUGGAAAGCGCCAUGGCCGGCUCGACCUCCCUCUCAACGCCGGAGGGAGAGGUCAACAGCCUGAUGCAGCAGGUCGCCGACGAUUAUGGCCUCGAGGUCUCCGUGGGUCUACCUCAGCCGGCCGCUCACGCUGUUCCGGCCAAGGAGACUGAGAAGGUCGACGAGGACGACCUCUCCAGGCGCCUCGCCGAGCUCAAGGCUAGAGGUUAAACAAUCAGACAACGAUGAGGUUGUUUAUGACUCUUAUUAUGAGAAUGUGAUGUGUAUGAUGCAUAAUACUUUUUAUAUUCUGUAAAUUUGACUGAAAUAUGUCUUGGGAUUAUUGUUAUUGCAGACUAUAUUUUUAUUUAUCUGGGCGUUUGAAACUUUUCA
This is a messenger RNA of Carya illinoinensis, 904 nucleotides long. Its product is annotated as ESCRT-related protein CHMP1B. Gene Ontology annotation, biological process: late endosome to vacuole transport; protein transport; endosome transport via multivesicular body sorting pathway. The record is from RefSeq and is a predicted model, not a curated record. Gene Ontology annotation, cellular component: ESCRT III complex; multivesicular body. NCBI's taxonomy places the organism in Eukaryota, Viridiplantae, Streptophyta, Magnoliopsida, Fagales, Juglandaceae. The transcript has a single exon. Bases 131 to 742 code for a protein of 203 amino acids.